Panicum virgatum (switchgrass) is the source of this 2563-nucleotide messenger RNA. Its product is annotated as nucleobase-ascorbate transporter 2-like. The coding region runs from base 656 to 2224 and encodes 522 amino acids. The transcript is spliced from 14 exons. Gene Ontology annotation, cellular component: membrane. Gene Ontology annotation, molecular function: transmembrane transporter activity. Lineage: Eukaryota; Viridiplantae; Streptophyta; Magnoliopsida; Poales; Poaceae. The record is from RefSeq and is a predicted model, not a curated record. Gene Ontology annotation, biological process: transmembrane transport.
AGAGAGAGAGAGAGAGAGACUCUGCCACUGCGGGGCAUAGCAUCUGAGCCUGAUGCCAGGGGAACAGCGGUUGCGCGCCCACUGACCUCUCGCACUCACACGCGCGCCUUUUCAUGGCCUCUGCUGCAACGGCGCUGCCGCCUCUGCCUCUUUUCAUCUUUUCCCCUUUGGCACCUUUCGCCUUUGCUGCUUCGACACAUCCUCCCCCAUCCCCGGCGGCCGCAUCGACAUCACCAGUUCCUUCACCGGUGCCUCCUUUCUCCCUCUUUGCUUGUUCGCCUGCGUACGUGCUUUACUGUGUCGCAGUCGCAGCUCCGUCGUCGCCGUCCUCGCCGAGCUCUGACCACCCCCGCUACCGCCGCUGACACCCGCUGACAUUUGUCUCCCCAGCCCGGAGAGGAUCGUUGCUGGGUAUCGGUGUUUAUCUACGGCAUUAACAUUGCUCCGGGUCUUGCAGUGGUUCCUCUUGGUUUAGUGCGCUUGUCUACUGCAGCUAUUCUGCUCUCAGGGGGGGUCUCUUCGCUCUGUCCAGAUUGGUCUCAAGGUUCAGAUCUAGGAGAGCUCGGGGCCGCUUCUUGAUCACUUCUGCUGACAAAGGUUCCAACUGCUGCUUUCUCUGACAAAUUCUUGAGCCCAGUCGGUUAGAAAUCAGGAGAUGGCCGAGGUGAAGCCGGAGGACAUGGUCCAUCAUAUGCCCAUGGACCAGCUCCAGGGGUUCGAGUACUGCAUCGACUCCAAUCCUUCCUGGGGAGAAGGGAUUGCUUUGGGGUUCCAGCACUACAUACUGUCCCUGGGCACUGCUGUCAUGAUCCCCACAAUGCUGGUUCAGCUCAUGGGUGGUAAUGAUCAUGAUAAGGCCAAGGUGGUACAAACUCUGCUGUUUGUGACUGGAAUCAAGACGCUGCUCCAGACGCUAUUUGGCACUCGCCUUCCUACAAUCAUGGGAGGUUCAUAUGCAUAUGUGGUUCCAAUCCUCUCCAUAAUCCGCGACCCCUCGCUCGCGCAAAUAGCUGACGGCCAUACUAGAUUUCUGCAGACAAUGAGGGCCAUACAAGGUUCACUGAUUGUAUCCUCAAGCAUUCAGAUAAUUCUUGGAUAUAGCCAGUUGUGGGCAAUAUGUUCUAGAUUCUUUAGCCCACUUGGGAUGGUUCCCGUCAUUGCAUUGGUGGGGCUUGGCCUUUUCGAGAGAGGAUUCCCAGUGGUUGGGAAAUGCGUGGAGAUAGGUCUUCCAAUGCUUAUCCUAUUUGUUGCGCUUUCCCAGUAUCUAAAGCACGUGCAUGUUCCUGUUUUGGAGAGGUUCUCAAUGUUAAUAUGCAUCGCUCUUGUCUGGGUAUAUGCACACAUCCUCACAGCAAGUGGUGCAUACAAGCACACGGCACUUGUCACCCAGAUCAACUGCCGAACAGACCUUGCCAACCUCAUCUCUUCAUCACAAUGGAUAAGCAUUCCAUAUCCAUUACAAUGGGGCGCACCAACAUUCAGUGCAGACUAUGCUUUCGGUAUGAUGGCUGCGGUGCUAGUCUCUUUAAUCGAGACAACAGGAGCAUUCAAAGCUGCUGCCCGGUUGGCUAGUGCAACACCCCCACCAGCAUAUGUCCUGAGCAGAGGCAUUGGGUGGCAGGGCAUUGGCACCCUAUUAGAUGGCCUAUUUGGCACUGGGACUGGUUCUACUGUUUCUGUUGAGAAUGUUGGUCUCCUUGGAUCAACAAGGGUUGGUAGCAGAAGAGUGAUUCAAAUUUCUGCUGGUUUCAUGAUCUUCUUCUCCAUGCUAGGUAAAUUUGGAGCACUUUUCGCCUCCAUUCCCUUCACAAUAUUUGCCGCCAUUUACUGUGUUAUGUUUGGAAUUGUCGCUGCUGUGGGGCUCUCCUUUAUGCAGUUCACCAACAUGAACUCAAUGCGCAACCUAUUCAUUAUUGGUGUUUCACUAUUCCUUGGUUUAUCUAUACCAGAGUACUUUUCUCGGUAUUCCACGAGUUCUCGACAAGGCCCAGCGCACACGAAGGCUGGAUGGUUCAAUGACUACAUUAACACCGUCUUCUCAUCCCCGCCAACUGUGGCCCUCUUCGUGUCAGUACUCCUUGACAACACACUCGACGUCCGAGAUGCAGCAAGGGACCGAGGAAUGCCAUGGUGGGCACGCUUCAGGACGUUCAGAGGCGACAGUAGGAACGAAGAGUUCUAUACCCUGCCGUUCAACCUCAACAGAUUCUUCCCCCCAUCAUGAGGCAAAGGCAAACCACUGAAGUCAAAAGAUGCUGCAAGCCAAAUUCUCAACAAGCGCCUAGCAGUCAGAUGUGCUUCCCAUAGAGUAUAACAACAACUGCAAGAGAAAGUUUUUUGCCAAAAAAGAGAAAGUUGGACAAAAGCAGAAUUAACUCCCCGCUCGACGUCGAUUGUACAUAAAUGGUUUCGUUUCUAGUACCGAUCAAUGAUCAAGGAACAAGAAUGUCGAAUAUUUGAUAUAGUGUGAUUUUAGACAUGUGUACUGUCGUCCCUUGUUAGAAUUACAAAGGAAGUAUAUGUUCUAUGCUACAGAUGUACUGUCUAUGGCGGUGCUUUUUUU